CCGACCUGUACCGACACUGCCUUUCAGCGCCGAUCGAGCUGUAUCACAGCUGAUCCGUCCCAUCUUCCCCGUAUGUAUUUGAAGACUGGGAGGACUUCCAGAAGGUGGCAGUGCUUCGAGACGUUCUUUUCAGAACAUUUCUUACAACUUGUCCUCGGCAGCUGUCAUGAAAGCUGUGGAUCGAUGUAACAGCCUACGCGUUGUAUGUCUGGCCCCGGAUUAGCUCUAGCGCUGGACGGGCCGGAACACAGCUUACAAUCAGCAAACACUUUUCUUUAAAAGGAUGCUUUCGAGAUAACGGACCCCCUACUUUCUCUCUACCGAAAACGUGAUGCAUACAUCAACCUCAAACUCUGCUCAGUCUUCUUUGAGCCAGCCAAGCGAACGGCCCCAUAUCUCCGUGGGAGAUCACGAUGCGCCGCCAACUUACUUUGCUCCAUCUCCCUCUCUACUCAGCCCCUCGUCUUCGAAUGCGAUACUACCACUCUCCAACGGAAGUUAUGUCUCUGUCAUUUUGGCGAGCCCUCUGCAGCUUGCACCGGUCGAAAAGGAAGGAUAUGUCCCACCACCGACCUUGGAAGAGGACGAGAACGACAUCUCUGAGCUGGAUUGCUCGAUUCUUCGCAAAUACGAUGUCGUGGUCAUUAUGGACGAUUCUUCUUCGAUGCGUCAUGUCGAAAAAAACCACGAGAAAAGCCGAUGGUGUGAGGCGGUCGACGCACUCGGGGCUUUGGCAGGGACAGCGGCAAAAUACGAUGCAGACGGAAUCGAAAUCCGAUUCCUUAACCACCCAAAACGAUUGACUAGACUGAAGAGUCGCGAGGAUGUUCUCCGUGCAAUCAGCAGCAUCCGGCCCCAGGGAGGAACCGAUAUCGGGGAGCACCUCAGAAAAGUGCUGAAUAGCUAUACCACCAAGUUGAAUAUGUCCCGGUAUACUCCAGGAUGGAAGAUCAAACGCUUGAAUGUCAUCGUGAUCACAGACGGGCAGUCAUCUGACGAUCCCGCCAUUCCCAUCAUCAAUGCAGCGGAAGAGAUUGCGAGGUUAAAGAACAAAGUGCCGUUGAAUCAGAUUGGGAUUCAGUUCAUCCAGAUCGGGUCGGACCCAGGCGCAACCCGAUCUUUGCAAAAGUUGGACGACGAUCUUCACCAGGAAACCGGACUUCCGGACAUUGUUGAUACUGUCACGUACGAUCAGCUCAAGAUCUACAACAAGCUGAGCAGAGAUACCAUCACCGGAUACGGCCUGGUGAAGGUUCUGACCGGGGCUAUCAACAGACGAGUCGACAACAUGGAGGUCCAUGGAUCAAAGCAAGUGCCGAUGAAAUCCUGAUGUGUGCAAUUGUGUUGCAGUCAAUUAUCUUUUAUCUAUAUAUACCUAUCAAUGAUCGUUAGACUGUUCGUUGACAUGUCUAGUCAAUCUGAUGUCUUCAACUCUAA
Molecule: messenger RNA, 1437 nt
Organism: Mycena citricolor
Lineage: Eukaryota; Fungi; Basidiomycota; Agaricomycetes; Agaricales; Mycenaceae
Source: the annotation of a GenBank genome assembly